Ichthyophthirius multifiliis is the source of this 1050-nucleotide messenger RNA. RefSeq names its product MORN repeat protein. The record is from RefSeq and is a predicted model, not a curated record. The transcript has 2 exons. NCBI's taxonomy places the organism in Eukaryota, Ciliophora, Oligohymenophorea, Hymenostomatida.
AUGGGUAAACUAGAAGGUGUUAUGGAUAAAGUAUAUUAUGAUAAUGUAUAAGAAAAACAUGGAGGACCUUCUUUUAUUUAAAUGUUAAAAGAGCAAAAAGAUAAAGAUACAAUGAUGAGUACUUUUGGAAGUAAAAAGCCUGAUAAUAAUAACAAUAAUUAAAGUUAGUUUAUUAACUAAUAAAACUCACCUUCUAAAAUUAAUAAAGAAUUCCAUUCUACACUUUUAAAAGAAGAACAUGCUCCAAAAAUGAAUUGGAGAUGCCUUAAUAAUGGUCUACCUUUAUGGGCUAAGUAUUUAAAAAACGAGGAAUUCAUUAAUAAGAAAUACGGGCCGUUUAAAAAAUAAAAAGAUCUUCCGAAUAGCAUGGACUUUUUAACUUUGGGGCCUUUAGAAGAUACAAAACAAGACAUUUAUGAAGGUUAAUGGAGAUAAGGACUUAGAUGGGGAUUCGGAAAAAUGAUAUGGAAAGAUGGAUCUUAUUAUGAAGGAACUUGGUAAAAAUCUAAAAUGGAAGGAAAUGGAAGAAUUGUAUAUAGAAAUGGGAAUAUGUAUUAAGGCGAAUUUAAAGAUAAUAAAAAACAUGGAAAAGGUAUUUUUUAUCAUUAAGGAAGGUGUACAUAUGAUGGAGAAUGGAAAGAUGACUAACCUCAUGGAAGAGGUAUUGAAUAUAUGAUAAAUGAUGGAAUUUUCGAAGGUGAAUUUAUAAAAGGAUUAAAAGAAGGAAAAGGAAAGCUUAAAGGAAGCGACGGUUCACUUAUAACAGGUAUUUGGAAAGAGGGGAGAAUAUAAGGAAAAGGAGAGUAAUUAUAUGCUGAUGGAAGGCUUUAUUAAGGAGAUUUUAAAGAUGAUAAAAAAGAAGGCUAUGGAGUUCUUACUUGGCCUGAUAAAAGGAGAUUUGAAGGACCAUGGGUUAAAGGUAACUAACAUGGAAUUGGUUGGUUUUAUAAUCCUGAUUCAACUAAAUGUAAAGGAGAAUGGGUUAAUGGAAAAAGAAUUAAAUGGAUAGGGGGGUUGAUUAAGGAUGAUUAAUUAAAUAAUAAUAAAUGA